Dufourea novaeangliae is the source of this 1293-nucleotide messenger RNA. RefSeq names its product F-box only protein 39-like. Gene Ontology annotation, molecular function: protein binding. The record is from RefSeq and is a predicted model, not a curated record. The transcript is spliced from 7 exons. The coding region runs from base 1 to 1293 and encodes 430 amino acids. Lineage: Eukaryota; Metazoa; Arthropoda; Insecta; Hymenoptera; Halictidae. Gene Ontology annotation, cellular component: SCF ubiquitin ligase complex. Gene Ontology annotation, biological process: SCF-dependent proteasomal ubiquitin-dependent protein catabolic process; positive regulation of protein ubiquitination.
AUGUGGGAUCAGCUGCCGGAGCUGAUACUGACGCAGAUAUUCAGUCACCUCGGUCGUGGGGACCGUGCCAGCGUUGCACAAGUUUGCCAGUCAUGGAACCGUGCACUCUCGUCGCCGAUUCUUUGGCGUUCUGUGACAGUCCUCAUCGAUCGUGAUCUGCGGGGUGACUUCCCAUUGGUGGGAGAAUUAGCCGCGAAAUAUGGACAACAUAUGCGUACCCUGGAACUCGCCUGGUCACGACCAUACAUUUUGCCAAGAGAGGCGCGAAUCACUCGUAACAUUCAAGCCGAAGCCGGGGCCGAUUUCCUUACGGUUGUGCGAGCCAAGAAUGUUCAAUUAAAGAAACUGAUACUCACCGACUGGAUCUUCAGUUGCAAAUGGGGGAACAGAGGCAAACUCCUCUAUGCCCUCACAAACUUUUUAGGAUGUCAGCACAACUUGGAAACGUUGAGUUUGCUGAAUGCGAAUCUCGGCGUGAGCGACGUGCUGAGGCUUCUUGCAAGCGCAUCCAGAGGUUGUAGCGAACAUUUGGGAUACUUAGAUCUGCGGGGCGCAUUCCGUGAAUGGCAAGCUCCUCACAGCAAUUCCAGAUAUUUGCGGCUGCUCAGUCGGUUUCGCGCGUUAACCAUUCUCAGGCUGGAUUAUCCAGCUUUGUCGGAUCAGACUCUAAACUCCUUGGCGAACGCGGCACCAAAACUGCUGAAAACUCUGCACAUAUCCGUACGGGAUUCCGAUUCCAGGCAGCACACGAUCGCGGACACCGCUUGGCACAAUUUGGUCGUUGUUUGCCCCGACCUAACAGUCUCUUACACUAUAGUUAAUAUCUCCCAUUACGAAGAUAUGUGCUAUUUGCUGUUGCCCAGCGUACCCUUGGCUAGAUUUCAAAUGUUCAGCGGACACGUGUGGGAUCAGAGCAGAUCUCGUAACUUCAGGAGCACCGUUGGACUGCUUAUUACCCAUUACACCAACACGUUAGCGGAAGUGAUGUUACAACUGAGAAAUAAUCGGGAAAUGCUUGAUGAUCUACUGAUCUGUAUGGUGGUUCGUUGCAAACAGUUGACAAGAUUGCAAUACGACGGUAUAAUAAGAAGUCUCGAUACCUUGCGGGAUAUCUGUCAGCUUCAAGCUGAAAGCAAAACUCGUUUUCGCACAAUUCACGUGAAACCACGCAACGUUAACGCACGGAACCGAGCCAUCCUGAAUGACAUCAAUUACCAUUACGAUCACAAGAUGGCGGAUCAAGAAGUAGAUUUCCGUAUUGAGGAUCCAGCUUCGGUUUUAGUGUUCUACUAA